AUGAUCUCCACAUCCAUGGAGCAGAAGCGCCAGUCCGAGUACGCCCCCCAUCCGGGCGCCAUGUCGGGCGACAUCUGGCCCAUGUCUCUGCAAGAGAUGACACAACAACUGCUCUCUGCCCGCUCAUCACGCAACAGCGCUCUCAUCGGCGAGUCGCUCUACGACAACAAGGUCGAGGCCGCUCGUGGUGCUGCUGCCCUCAUCAAUGCUUCCUACCCAGGAGGGGGCCCAUUCCCGCCUACCCCCAUGCGCUCACAGACCGUCCCAAUAAUGUCAACAGGCAGCUCUCUUGCCCCACCACUGGACCUCGGUGACAAGAGGUCAUCCCGUGCACCCCCACCUGCGCCGUUGCGCAUGUCAACAUGUCCGCCACGCCGCAACACCGACUCUCAGCUGCCGCUGCCGACGGUUGUUUUGACCCCUCCACCUGGUAGGUAG
This is a messenger RNA of Apiotrichum porosum, 438 nucleotides long. RefSeq lists its product as uncharacterized. The coding region runs from base 1 to 438 and encodes 145 amino acids. The record is from RefSeq and is a predicted model, not a curated record. NCBI's taxonomy places the organism in Eukaryota, Fungi, Basidiomycota, Tremellomycetes, Trichosporonales, Trichosporonaceae. The transcript has a single exon.